Messenger RNA from Trichechus manatus latirostris (Florida manatee), 5296 nucleotides. RefSeq names its product gypsy retrotransposon integrase 1 (gene GIN1). NCBI's taxonomy places the organism in Eukaryota, Metazoa, Chordata, Mammalia, Sirenia, Trichechidae. Gene Ontology annotation, biological process: DNA integration. The record is from RefSeq and is a predicted model, not a curated record. Gene Ontology annotation, molecular function: nucleic acid binding. The transcript is spliced from 7 exons. The coding region runs from base 1708 to 2835 and encodes 375 amino acids.
UGGUCCGUAGUGGAAAAAAUGGUGACCUUCAUCUUAAGCAGAUUGCAUAUUAUAAACGAACUGGUGAAUAUCAUCCAACUACACUGCCAAGUGAGAGAAGUGGCAUAAGAAGAGCAGCAAAAAAAUUUGUCUUUAAAGGAGAAGAAGUUUGGGGUGAGAUAAGCAGCAAGUACAAUCACAGGUAACUAAAUGAAUGUUGGUGCAAGUGCAAUCACAGGUAACUAAAUGAAUGUUGGUGCCAUUAUUGGGAGUUUUGCCUAUAGGUUCUAAGGAAGGUUUCUCCAAAGCAGGUCAGGAAAAUUUAAGAUGAGACAUGCCUGUUCAUUUCUCCCUGUGUACACUUGUCCCAGUAACUCCCUUCUGCCAAAGAAUAAGCAGACUUAUUACCUCUUAGACUAAAGUGAGGAGUCAUUCAUUCAUUUACUCAGUUAUGCAAUAAAUGUUUACUGAGUCCUUGCUACACACCAAUCACAUUCUAGGCCUUGGAGAUACAUUGAUGAGUAAAAUAGAUAAGGUUGAAGUAAGCAGAGUUCCACUAAGCAUGUGGUUAGGCACACUAGUAGCUUGAUAUGGGAUAUUCUGAAGUUUGAAUAGCUGCCUCAUCUACAUUGGAGGGGUGGUGGUUCUUUCCACUUCCUGGUUGCUUCCUAGCUAUAGAUUCUUCUCAGGUGUCCUCCCAAGGAAAGCAAAAAACUAUCUUGAGGAUUAAGGCUCUCCCACUUUCCCACUCUUCCUUCCGCACCUCCAGCUCAGAUCCAGAAGAACUUGGGGGAGGUGGUUGCUUUAAAAAAUGUACCUGUGAUGAAACUAUUUGGGAAAAUUCUGUUCCAGGGUGUUGCUUCUCUGUAAGUAAUUCAUUUGCUAAUUCAUGCCAUUUUUAGGAGGCACCUGCAAGUAUUAUUCCAAUUUGAGUACUCAACAAAGAUAAUUUCAUACUCCCAUAGUUAUUGCAGGGGCCCUGGUGGCACAGUAGUUAAGAACUAUGGCGUGCUAUGGCUGCUAACCAAAAGAUCAGCAGUUCAAAUCCACCAGCUGCUCCUUGGAAACCCUAUGGAGCAGUUCUUCUCUGUCCUAUAGGGUCACUAUAAGUCAGAGUCGACUCAACAGUAACGAGUUUUAACGGGUGUAGUUACUGCAUGCUUUAGUGAACAACCCAACUCUACUUGUAUUCAUAACUAGUAAAAUUAUAGCAGCUAGUGAUCUUCCUAGAUAUCUAGUACUUGUAACAACGGAGAACUUUUCAGAUUGUAUGGUAGCAUCAUUACAAAGAGAUAUUCUGUUUUAGGGGAAGAAAAGUUUUUUUAAAAAACAAAAAGCAUGGCUUGCAGAUAAGGUAAUGAUUAUCUUAAAACUUUAUAAAUAACUGAAAAUUCCAAUUCUAUCUUUUUGGUAUCAUUUAUUCCAGAAAAAAAGCUGUUUUAUGUUGGAAAAGACAGAAAACAAAAUCGUUUGGUAAUUGUUUCAGAAGAGGAAAAAAAGAAAGUCCUGAGAGAAUGCCAUGAAAAUGACACUGGAAUCCAUCAUGGCAUAUCCAGAACCCUCACUCUAGUGGAAUCCAGCUACUAUUGGACUUCUGUGACCAAUGAUGUCAAACACUGGGUGUAUGCUUGUCAGCAUUGCCAAGUGGCAAAAAAUACAGUUAUUUUAACGCCUAAACAGCACCUUCUGAAAGUGGAAAAUCCAUGGAGUGUAGUUACUGUUGAUCUGAUGGGACCUUUUCACACAAGCAACAGAAGUCAUGUAUAUGCUAUAAUUAUGACAGAUUUGUUCACAAAAUGGGUUGUGAUUUUGCCUCUAUGUGAUGUUUCAGUAUCCGAAAUUUCUAAAGCUAUUAGCAAUAUAUUUUUCUUAUAUGGACCUCCUAAGAAAAUAAUAAUGGACCAAAGAGAUGAGUUCAUUCAUCAGAUCAAUGUAGAGCUGUAUGGAUUGUUUGGCACAAAGCAAAUUGUAAUUUCUCAUGCCUCUCAAACUGUUGAUCCCACUGAAAGUACACCUAGCACAAUCAAAAUGUUUCUGUCCAAAUACUGUGCUGACCACCCAAACAACUGGGAUGAUCAUCUGUCGGCUGUUUCAUUUGCCUUCAAUAUAAUUCACUUGGAGUCUGCUAAAAAUACACCAUAUUUUCAAAUGUUUAAUCGAAAUCCUUACAUGCCUGAGACUUCAGAUAGUCUUCAUGAAGUGGAUGGUGGUAAUACAAGUAUGUUUUCCAAAAUUCUAGAUGCCAUUAAAGAAGCUGAUAAAAUAAUGGCAAAUAAGACAACUUCAGCAGACCAGAUGCAGAACAACAAUUUUAAUGAAGUAAGUAAAAGCAAGAUCAUUGUUAAAAAGAAACCAAAGCAGUUGAAUCCAUUUCAUCUAAAAGUGGGUCAUGAAGUUUUAAGACAAAGGAAAAAUUGGUGGAAGGAUGGCCGUUUCCAGUCCGAAUGGGUUGGCCCUUGUGUCAUAGACUAUAUUACAGAAAGUGGGUGUGCUAUCCUGAGAGACAACACUGGAGCUAGACUUAAAAGACCUAUCAAAAUGUCUCACCUUAAGCCCUAUGUAAGAGAAUCCACUGAACAAGACAGUCUUUAUCUCUUACAAGGUUCAAUAGUAGCAGAUCAUGACUACAUCAGGUUGCCUGAAAUUCCAGUUGGAGCAUACCAAGCAAAUAUUCUGGUAGAAGAUGCAACUAUUGCUGUAGUUGAUAAUGAAUUACUGACAUCAACCAAGGACCGUGAACUAUUAGAAUAUAGAAAUGCCAAAGUCUCUCCAUUGAUAGAAGAUCAUGGUACUCUUGACAAACAGACUUUCAGUCUGUUGGAUUCUUCAAACCAAGUCCUUGAGUACUUAAGUUAGUAAAUACCAAAAUUUAUUUAAAAUGCUUGUUUACAAUGUAUAAACCCUUGAAUCUUGAUAUCUCAUCUAUCAAAAAAGUUGUAUAGAAGUGUCUUGACACACUCUUGAUAACUAAAUCCUGAUGUCUAUUUUAUAACUAUUUAUCUGAAGUUGUGACCAUGUUUGAAUGUCAGUGCAUAUAUAUGUAUACGGGCAGAGGAAGUGUAUCAUAUAUAGAAUUCACUUCUAAACAGAGAAUAGGCAAAGCACACUUGCUUCUUAGGAAGUAAAUUAAAUUCUUGCUCAAAACUCUCUAAUCUUUGUUUGAUAUCUGUAUUGUGUUUUCAGUUUUAAUUUUUCUGGAAUACUUCCCCCUUGUGUAAAUAAAUUCUAACUCCCUACAAUGGGAUUAAUAAAUAUUGAAUCAACCAUAACAAUGAAUUAAAUGAAACUUCUUUAUGUGUCAUUGGAGCUUGUAAAAAUAAUAUUGUAGGAAAAAACUCAGGGUUGUCUAAUGUGCUCUUACAAGAUAUUGGUAAUUUCACCUUUUAGAUAGGCUCAGGGUUAAGGUCUGGAGCUCUAUUAUUGGUUUGAAACAUUUAUUCAUUUCCAUAAUAUAUACUAAAGCCAAAAACACCAACUUCAAUUAAUAAGAAUUUUCUCUGCAAUCUUUAAAAAAGAGAAGUAAAUAAUAAUGAUAAAAUAAGUGACAUCAAAGAUUUUAAAUUAUAAUUUUUAUGACAUUUUUAACUUUGUUCAACAAGUAUUUCUUGUAAAGCACUGCAAAGAAGCACUGUGGGAAAAUAAAAAGAUGAGUCAGAUAUGUACCUGAGUCCUUAUAAGGGACUUACAGUCUGAUAAGGAGUAUAAACCAUAUAAGACAUGUGCAGAGGAGCCCUGGUGGUGCAGUGGUUAAGCACUCAGCUGCUAAAUGAAAGGUUGGCCUUUCGAACCCACUAGCCAAUCUGUGGGAGAAAGAUGUGGCAGUCGGCUUCUGUAAAGAUUACAGCCUCCGAAACCCUGUGGAGCAGUUCUUCUCUCUCCUUUAGGGUUGCUAUGAGUCGAAAUCAACUUGAUGGCAGUGGGAUUUUUUAAGACAUGUACAACACAAAUUACAAGUUAAAAAGUGCUAAAUUCCAUGAGAGAAGUACAGAUAAUAUACUUAUAAACCAGCUGCCAUUGGGUUGAUUCCAACUAAUGGCAACCUCUGUGCUUCAGAGUAGAACUGUGCUCUGUAGGGUUUUCAAGGGUGUGACCUUUUGGAAGCAGAUCACCAGGCCUGUCUUCUGAGGUACUUUUGAGUUGGUUUGAACCUAGUUACACAUUGCUGAUAGGUCUGGGGUUUAUUUUAGAGGUGACAACAAUGCCCAAAAGUUAGAUAGUGGUGAUGGUUACACACUCUGCGAAUAUACUGAAGUCCACUGAAUUGUGCACUUUAAAGGGUGAAUCCUAUGUAUGUGAAUUAUAUCCCAAUAAAGGUGUUAUAAAAAGAGUCUAAACCACAGUUAAAACAACAGAACUAGCCACAGAGCCACAUCUAAUUCCAUAAGAGAGGUAAGUACAGUCUUAUCAUAUUCUUGGAAGGAAGAUAACCAGAAUAUUGGUAGAUAAUUUCAAUAACUGGCAUACUCAUUAACGAGUUUAAUAUGUCAUUUGAUUUACUCCAUGGAUGAAGCAGUAUAAAGGUCAGUGUAGAGAUACUCAAGCCAUAUUCUUGCCAUGGACCAUGUUGAACAUUAAAACUUUUUAUUUUCCACGUAGGAAACGUUGACUCCAGUCACGUUGUUUUACUCACGAUCCCCUCCAGUACUUAUUUGUUCCAGCCUGGAUGCCUUUUGUACUAGGUCUGUCCAUACCUUUGCCUAGAAUGUGGUGCUCCUCUUUUUCAAAGUAGAGCUAAGUCACACUCUGUGAAGUCACCUGUGACCUGAUGAGGUUUCCAUGCUUAUUUGUGGCAUCUUUUUAGUAAAUUCUGUUAAUGGUUAUUUAUGAUAAAACUUAUUUUUCCUCCCCGAUAAAUUGUCAAUAUAAGCUAUUCAAACUAAAUGCUGGUUUUAUAACUGAAAUCUCAGGAUCCUAACGCAGAGAUUUCAAGUACAGAUUUUAAGUAAACAAAUACAAAACAAAGUACCCACAGAUUUUUAUGUACACAGACACUUGUCUCUAAUGUUUGCAGGGCCUGUCAAGAGUGAAAAUAGAGGUCCAUGUAACAUGUACCUAAAUAUUUAAAAGUUACAAAUCAAGCUAACAAACUUUCUAUCUUGGCAGAUAUACCCUAAGGUUUCUAUUUAGGAUCCUUGGACUCCUCAGAGCCCUGCACUAGUGAGUGACAGCGCAGGGAGAGCUGGUCUCAUCAGACCCCAGCCUGGCCCUUUGUCUCACCAUAUCCACUCCUGAGGACACCCAACCACAGUCCACCGAGAUGCAGGCACUCCAGCUGCCCGUCCCCUCUGGGGGACAGACCAGAGGCCCUGGAAGAAUU